Aedes albopictus (Asian tiger mosquito) is the source of this 2020-nucleotide messenger RNA. Its product is annotated as probable cytochrome P450 6d4. Gene Ontology annotation, molecular function: oxidoreductase activity, acting on paired donors, with incorporation or reduction of molecular oxygen; heme binding; monooxygenase activity. Lineage: Eukaryota; Metazoa; Arthropoda; Insecta; Diptera; Culicidae. Bases 383 to 1885 code for a protein of 500 amino acids. The transcript has a single exon. The record is from RefSeq and is a predicted model, not a curated record.
AUCAUAUAGCUUUAAGCUUGGCCGAUUGCCUAUAUCAGGGUAAUUCUAAUUAAUUGUCCGGAAAAUCCGCGAAAAAGAAAGACUGACAAAUGUAAUAGACCCGUGUAAUCUAUCGAAGAUAGUUGGAGUUACUUAAGAAAUAUUGUGCUAGAAUCGCUUGAACUCACUGAGUUCACUGAACACCAUUCAAUUCAACGCAUAUAUUAUGAGUAACCCACUUUCACUGUUAUCAAUGAAAUGUUCAACUAUAUUUGUCCUUAUCAGCUGAAGAAGAUUCGCAACACUGAGGUUCUCUACAUUCGCGGUCAAAGCUUUCGUUGCACCGUUGCAGUUGCAUUUCUCAUCUUGACCAAGACAGAAGUCGUUACAAAGGCGAUCCAUCAUGCUGUUGCUUCUACUCGUCCUGGUGUUCAUCACCUUGGCUUAUCUUUUGUUGCACCACCACUACCGGUACUGGAAACGCCGCGGUAUUCCACAACGGAGUCCAUCGUUCGCCUUCGGAGAUUUCGGUCCGGUUCUGCGAGGUCGCGCCAAAUUCGUCAACCACCUGCAGGAUGUCUACGAGCGAACGAAAAAGGACCACCCACUGCUGGGCCUGUACAUCCUAUUCCGCCCGGCUCUGCUGGUGAACGACUUCGUUGUGGCGCGAGACAUCUUGUCCAGGGACUUUCACCACUUUGCCGAUAGGGGCAUCUAUGUGGACGAGAAGCGGGAUCCUUUCAGCGGUCACCUGUUUGCACUGGAUGGGGAACGGUGGCAUCAGGUGCGACAUCAAAUAGCUCCCGCUUUUACGCCGUUGAAACUGAAGGAAAUCUUCCUGACGCAGCUGGCUGGUGGAUUGAAGCUCCAGGACCAUAUAAAACAGUACGCAGACGGUGGGGAGUCGGUGGACAUGGCCAGUUUGUUUCUGAGGUAUUCGGUUGACAUGAUUGCUUCGGUGGCGUUCGGAAUGGAGUUAGAUUCCGUGAACCACCUGGAGGAACAAUUCUACAGGGUAGCCUGCAGCACUGUGGAAUCCAGCGCCAAGAAUGUACUUCGGUGGACGGGCGGAUUUUUGGUUCCAAGCGUUCUGAAAUACACCCGGACUCGACUGGUAGAUCAGAUUGUACAGGACUUUUUCAUGGAUGUUGUUCGUCAGACCGUAGAGUUUCGAGAAAACACCGGUUUUUCACGAAGAGAUGUCCUUCAGUCGUUGCUUAAAAUCGUAAACAACGAAAACCAUGAUGACUCCCAGAAGUUCACCAUGACCGAUUUGGCAGUCACGGUCUUUACAUUUCUCUUGGCCGGAAUGGAAACUAGCUCUUCAUCGGCUGCCUUCUGUCUUUAUGAACUUGCCAAAAAUAAGGAUAUUCAACGCCGGCUUCAACAGGAAAUCGACGAAUCUCUCCAUCUUCAUAACGGUUCCAUCACUUACGACAGUCUGCUCAGUAUGAAAUACCUGGACAACUGCGUAAACGAAACCAUGCGCAAAUUUCCAGCCCUCGCAUACCUCCAUCGAAUUUGCACCGAAGACUACUUGGUCCCGAGCUCCCAGGUCACCAUCAAGAAAGGAACCCUCGUCCUUAUUCCAAUCUACGCCCUCCAGCGAGAUCCGGAGUUCUUCCCGCAUCCAAACGCAUUCAUCCCUGAACGCUUCAACGAUCCGGACGACAUCCGUCGGACGCCUUACUUCCCCUUCGGCGAAGGACCCCGUUCCUGCAUCGGACAACGGAUGGGCAAAAUGAACGUCAAGAUAGCGCUGGUUCAUCUACUCUCGAUGUUCAACUUUACCCUAUCGGACCCCGAGGACCAGCAUCGAGAGGCGCCGAUCGAUCCCAUGCAUUUCACCAUCUCUCCGCAGGGAAGUUUCAACAUGAACGUUAGAUAUAGGGGUCGGAGCGAUUGAAUAACGCAAGAAGUGUCCGAUAAGUCGAUCACCGCAUCAGAAUAAAGGAGCUGUUCUUUAAUUACUUAAUUGUUUAGAGCGAAAUAAAGGAAUGUCAUUGCUGUAUACUGUAUAUGGACUAUAACUUGCUUUAAC